AUGUCCGAGGAGGGACCGAAGAUAGCGCAGGAACUCAUGGAAUCCGUGCAGCGAGCUUGCUACCAACAUGAAGGCACUCUGAACAAGUUCCUGAUUGAUGACAAGGGCAUGCUCUUCCUGCUGGUCUUCGGGCUGCCCCCGCUCGUGCACACGGACGACCCCACGCGAGCCGUGUUGGCGUGUUUCGACAUGGUCAAGGUCUUCAAGCGCCUCAAGCUUUGCGGCAAGUUUGGAGUUACCACCGGGCGAAGCUACUGCGGUGUUUGCGGCAGCGCCCGCCGCAUGGAGUACACCGUCCUUGGUGACUGCGUGAACCUGUCGGCGCGGCUCAUGUCCAAUGCGCCGGCCAACGGCAUUCUGUGCGACGACAUCACCCGAAAGCGCUCCACGACAGAGGUGAUCUUCAACGCGCUGGCGCCCAUCAAGGUUAAGGGCAAGGCCGCAAACAUCCCCGUCUUCCAGCCGGUGAAGAAAGAGUACAGCUCGGAUAUCGGCUUAAACAAAACCGGGAAGAUCUCAUUCCCAUGGCAUCAGAAUGCUUUCGGUGGAACCACAUCGGGAGGUCUCUCGGUUGCUGAGUUCCAGGAAGGAGUCAUCCGGCUGUGCAGCAUCAAGUCCUGGCAAGGCAUCUCCAAGGCUUCAGAGCUGCUCGGAAGCGGGUUCCGUCGUGAGAUCCACAACGAUCAGCCGGUCGACAUCCCGACUGAGCCCAAUCCGGCGGCCAAGCCACCGCCGAAGAGCCCCUUCAGCGAGGGUGGCGUGGUCGUCAUCGAAGGCGCCACUGGAACCGGCAAGAUCGAAACAGCAGAGCACAUCGAUUUGGCUAGUGCAAUGUACUUCGUGUGA
Symbiodinium sp. CCMP2592 is the source of this 846-nucleotide messenger RNA. The record is from the annotation of a GenBank genome assembly. NCBI's taxonomy places the organism in Eukaryota, Dinophyceae, Suessiales, Symbiodiniaceae.